UUUUGGGGGGUGUGGAACAAAAAUAUAUACUAGAAAUUUCUUUUUAUGUAUUUAUGCAUUUUUGUUUGGUAGUUUUCAUAACCAAGAUUUUACUAUAUCCUGGUUUUAAAAGAUGAUUCCUAAAAGGAGCUCUCACCACACCAUAGCAUAUUUUCCAUUACCAUUUUGCAUAAAAGGAGAGCUAUUUCUCACAACUGGGAGUUAUGGGAACAUUUUAUACAUAACACAUGGAGCAAAUAUAGCCUCAACUAAUAAGUUUCACUUUUCCGAAAUAAUGAGUGAGAAAGAUGGCAAUGCAGACAGCCUCUUUCUGAAAGAGGGCUCAGCCAAGGAUUUAAGCCAAGAAGGACGUGUUAACAAUUGGCAACAUGCUUUGAGGAAAAGAGCAUCGCGUACAGGCAAGCACAUUCAGGAGAUGACCUGGAAAAGACUCUGGGGAUUCCUCAGACGGAAUGCCUUUGUGAUACUCACCAUUGCAGCAGUGAUUCUGGGUAUUGUAUUGGCCUUUGCAUUGCGACCAUAUAAAAUGUCCUAUCGUCAGAUUAAAUACUUCUCCUUCCCGGGUGAGCUGCUUAUGCGGAUGCUGCAGAUGCUGGUCCUGCCCCUGAUUGUGUCCAGCCUGGUGACAGGAAUGGCAUCUUUGGACAGCAAGGCAUCAGGCAAGAUGGGAUUGCGAGCAGUGGUAUAUUAUACAGUAACCACAUUCAUCGCUGUCUUUAUUGGCAUAGUCAUGGUGAUCAUUAUCCACCCAGGAAAAGGCACCAAAGAGAACCUACAAUCCCAUGGAAAAAUUGAGAGAGUGCAGGCAACAGAUGCUAUCCUGGACCUAAUCAGGAAUAUGUUUCCUCCCAACUUAGUGGAAGCUUGUUUCAAACAGUACAAAACCCAGUACAAUACAAGAGUGUACAAAGUACAAGUGUCCACAGAUCAGAAUUACAGCAUAGCUACAGAACAGCUGAAUAUCAGCAGUAUUUUGGAGAAUGUGACUCAGGCAAUGGGAACACUACAAAAGAUGGUGGAACUGGAGGAAGUGGUGCCAAUCGCUGGAUCAGCAGGGGGUGUGAAUGCACUUGGUCUUGUGGUCUUUUCCAUGUGCUUUGGGCUGGUGAUUGGCAACAUGAAGGAACAAGGAAGAGCUCUUAAAGAAUUUUUUGACUGUCUCAAUGAGGCUAUAAUGAGGCUUGUAGCAAUUAUAAUAUGGUAUGCACCAAUUGGUAUUCUGUUCCUUAUUUCUGGGAAAAUUUUGGAGAUGGAUGAUCUGUUGGUGAUGGGAGGUCAGCUAGGCAUGUAUACAAUUACUGUUAUUGUAGGACUUCUUAUACAUGCAGUAGUAGUGCUUCCCCUGCUGUUUUUCAUUGUCACGCGAAGAAACCCAUGGCCAUUUAUUGGUGGGCUGCUCCAGGCUCUUAUAACUGCACUCGGGACAUCUUCAAGCUCUGCAACACUCCCCAUUACAUUUAAAUGUUUGGAGGAGAACAACGGUGUGGACAAGCGCGUUACAAGGUUUGUGCUGCCUGUGGGUGCCACAAUUAACAUGGAUGGAACUGCAUUAUAUGAGGCAUUGGCUGCAAUUUUCAUUGCACAAGUCAACAACUAUGAGCUAAACUUUGGACAGAUCAUUACUAUCAGUAUCACAGCUACUGCAGCCAGUAUUGGAGCAGCCGGCAUCCCUCAGGCUGGACUGGUUACCAUGGUGAUUGUCCUUACAUCAGUGGGGCUCCCCACAGAGGAUAUCACUCUUAUUAUUGCUGUGGAUUGGUUUCUCGACCGUCUCCGAACAACAACCAAUGUACUUGGAGAUUCUCUAGGGGCCGGUAUCGUUGAGCAUCUCUCCAGACAUGAACUAAAGAAGCAAGAUGCUGAGAUGGGUAACUCUGUUCUAGAGGAAUGUGAGAAACCUUACCAGCUCAUCUGUACUGAAAAUGACAUCCAGAAGCACCCCAACUGUGAGACAUCCAUGUGAAGGCAUGUACUGUUAUUGGUUUCUGCUGAACACUGAUCUAUUCAGGUCAUUUUAACCAUUGUACAUCUGAACCAGUCUAUCCAUGCACUGUUUCUGAGUGCUUUUGAAAAAAAUCUCUUUUUAAGGAGAAGAUUAAAAAUUGACGAUACUUGUGGAAGAGUUUGGAUAUUAAAGAAAUAUCCACAUGUGCAAUAGUACAAAAAAUUGGUCAUAAAAUGUAUUGAAUUCAUUGCAAUUAGGAGACAUCAAGGUAUGGUACUAGCAUGACCCUCUUGUCAACUGCAGAUACAACAAAUGGAUGCCAAGAGAAGUUUUAUCAUAUAUAUAGAAAGUAUAGAAAGUGUCUCUUGCUCUUGUGCAUAAAAAAAUCAUAUUAGUGUAACACUUAAAUGUUAAGGCCUCUCUACUUCAUCUUAAUAUUUUUGUGAUUGAAAAUUCCAAGCAUUGAAUAUUUUCUGUGUAUGGAGAAAUGGUUUAUUUAAUGGCAGCUAUCUUUACCAAUCAAAAUGUGUUGACCAAUCAUGUCUACUUUAUAUUAUUUUCAACAAAUCUCUUUUGCAUGAAUACUUUGUAUUAUGUUUUUGUGAUGCAACAGGAAAUUGUUGCGCUAUUAUGAAAAGAGUCGAUAAUCAUAUAAACAAUGUAUGAAUUACAUCUGGAGCCUCUAUCUGAACUAGAGGUGGAAUACAAAAUGCCUGUUUUAGUUCCUGUCUGAGAUUACAGUACAUUUCCACACACAGUGGCAAGAACAGUGCUGCUUUCUUAACAUUUAAUUACUGCAAGUGGAAUACUCAAAAACAUGCUUAAAUUGUUAAGAUUUUACUGAAGUCUGCUAAAUAUGACAAAAACCAAAACAAGUAUAACUAUGUUGUGGAUUAAAGCCAUAGAUUAAUGUUGGCCUUAUAUAGGAUAUUAAGGAUGAUUCCUGUUUUAAUGUUGAGGCCACACUGAUUAUUGUGCUUAAUGGAAGCUGAUACCCACAAACCUCAUAUGGUAAGUGGUAUUUAAUUUCUUUUUUAUUUAAUGUUCAGUGACUAUAGCUCAUGCUACAAAGAGAGACCGAUUAAUCACCAUAUCUGUGUCAAUUAAUAUGAACAAAGUUUUCAACCUUUUUUGGCUCGGGUUUCCUCCCACCCACCAUAAAAAAAACAUACAGGCAAGUAUAAUGGCUCCUGGUUAAACUGACCCAAGCAUAUGUUGUGUGAAUGUGAAAUGGACUUGGAAUGUGACAUGAACAUGGUUUGUAAGCUCAGCUGGGGCAGAAACUGGAAAAUGAAGAGUAACAUGUUGGUACUAUAUAAAAUAUAAUAAUUAUCCAUGGGAACAGUGCUGCAAAUGAACAAAUUACAUUAGAAAUAGGCAAAUGCUUGCUAGAUUGUGCCAAAUGAUAACUAAUAAUCUAAACAUCUCUAAAAUUUGGGGCUUUCCCUUUUUAUUUAAUAAGCCAAAAUGCAAAUCCAAAAGAUAUUCUGAUCUUCUAAAAUCUAUAACUGGUCAAAUUUACUUAAAGGGGUUGUUCACCUUUUAAUUAACUUUUAGUAUGAUGUAGAAAUUGAUUCUAAAAUCAUUUUCAAUUGGUCUUCAUUUUUUUUGUAUGGCUUUCAGUUAUUUAGCUUUUUGUUCAGCAGCUAUCUGUUUUCUAGGGUUACCGUUAAAGGUAAACCACCCCUUUCAACUGUAUUAGGUUAUAUGUAUUUCUAUUACCAAUGCCCAAUGGAAUGCUCCAGUCAACCUGAAUCAGACAAUAAAUGACAUACCUUAUACAUAGGAAUUAUUUUAUCUACCCAUCAGUAUAGUAGUCCUGCGAUAGAGAGGAUUUGUGGUUGCUGUGGUUGACAGCACAGCACAUGCCCAGUGCCAGAUACUCAAUAUGUUAUAUAAUCAAUAGGUUUUAGCUGUUAUAAACUACCACCCCCAUCUUUGGGGCACUAAUGAUGCUGUUUAGUAACAUUAAAUGGCUAGAAAAUAAUGGAUGUGCUUACUCAAUAAGGCACAUUGAUGAACUGGAUAAAUCUAAUACUAGACAAAAUUCUACUUUGGAUAUUUCUAUAUAUGUACAUAAAUAUUUUAGCCUUCAUGUGAUUUUGUGGUAAAUAUGGGAAAUAUUUAUUUGUUGGUCUUAGAAAUAUAAAUGAAAGUGGUGUUAAAUGUACAUUCAGGGUUUAAUCAGUGGUUCACAAGUUGUAUUUCUCCAGGUGACUAAGUAAAUUACCCAGGCUAUACUGCUUUUUUCUAAUCUAGAACAAUGGUUGUCAGACCCCAGCUGUACACAUUUACAUUAUGUCUAUAUACAAUAGACAUAAAUAGGAAAAUAUUCUCUGGACCUUUAGUGAAUUAGUAAAUAUGUAGCACAGGAGCAGUGUUUUUGUGGAGGCUACAUAUGUGACCUUGUGUGUUCUAGUGUCAGGCAAAAUCUACUUCCACCCUUGAAUUAAAGCAAGUAAGCCACGCCAUUAUUCCACAGGACUCCCGACAAGGCUACAACAAAAUGCUGACCUAGUGGGAUGAGAAACACUGAUAUAGGAAUAACCGGGGUAAUUUGUUACCAACAAUCCUCUUUGGGAACUGAGCUGGUAUUCACUGAGUUAUCUAUCUGGUUGAAAUGAUUAUGUUGUGCAAUGAGAUUGAUAUUUUACACAGAUACUUGAAAUUAUGAUAGAUGUUGAAAUACUGGUGGUGUUUUGUUUGUUUUUUAAAUCUCGUUACUUUUACAUUUUCUUUUCAUAUUUGACAUGGCAAAAAAAUAUUUUUAUCUUGUUCCUCUCUUGAUGUAUCCUAGGCAUUACCCACAGUAUGCAACAAUAAAUGUGAAAGUGAUGGGAUUGGGAUGGGAUUUCCUAGGCCUGUUGUCAUAUUGAUCAGUGUUUAAGUAAUCAGUGGGAAGUUUUUGGUUGUGCUUUUUCAAGCUGUGAAAUGUUUCUUUAUCGUGGGCCUAUGAAUAAAGCCUUUGAGUGGCAACUAUGUGGCUGCUAAGAUGACCUAUAAACAGUAGAACUGACACUCUUAUGUUAUGUGGCACGUCAUUCAUAUUUAAUAUGUUACCAAAAGUGUCAGUAGCUGUUACUUUGACCCAUUUUGUGAAUUCCAUGCUGUGAAAUGUGGCCUGUAUAUAAAAUUCAGGGGCAGAUUUAUCCCACCUAUAGGUUUCAUUUUUUUUAUAUACUUCUAAAAAAUUUUUCACAAUGAGGCCUAUGGACAAAAACACUUUUGAGUCUACUCAGUUAAAUGUGGUGGAAAGUUGCGAAACACUUAUCACAAAACUCGGGCAACGUGAUCAUUGAUAAAUCUGCCCCUAUAUGUAUGCAUAGUCAAUAGCUUGUUCUUAAUUCAAUUUCAGAUUUUUUUUUGUAUUCUUUUAAACUCUUGUGUUUUUAGUGAGAUGCUUUGUUGUUACAACUGUUUGUGACCUGGUUAAACUUGUCAAAUUAAAUCUUAUUUGAUUGCUUA
Molecule: messenger RNA, 5410 nt
Organism: Xenopus tropicalis (tropical clawed frog)
Lineage: Eukaryota; Metazoa; Chordata; Amphibia; Anura; Pipidae
Gene: slc1a6
Product: solute carrier family 1 (high affinity aspartate/glutamate transporter), member 6
Exons: 10
Coding region: 113-1963 (616 amino acids)
Biological process (GO): transmembrane transport; neutral amino acid transport
Cellular component (GO): membrane
Molecular function (GO): symporter activity
Source: RefSeq, a predicted model, not a curated record